This is a messenger RNA of Cydia fagiglandana, 4562 nucleotides long. RefSeq names its product F-box-like/WD repeat-containing protein TBL1X (gene ebi). The transcript has 9 exons. Gene Ontology annotation, biological process: regulation of transcription by RNA polymerase II. Gene Ontology annotation, cellular component: histone deacetylase complex. Bases 257 to 1777 code for a protein of 506 amino acids. The record is from RefSeq and is a predicted model, not a curated record. Lineage: Eukaryota; Metazoa; Arthropoda; Insecta; Lepidoptera; Tortricidae. Gene Ontology annotation, molecular function: transcription corepressor activity; protein binding.
CUUCCUUCCAUUCCGUCAUUAAAUUUUAGCAGGUUUAUGUUUGUGGUUUCACCGUUGGCGUCGUCUCGUCGUUCAGAUCAGAGUUCCAAGAACUCUAAAGAAGAUGCUGUGUUAAAAUCCACGUUAACAUAUACCCGCUUCUAAUCUAGCAGUGGCAGUGCAUACAGUCUGAUGUGCGUCUAAACAGAAGUGAAUUAUAUUUCAUGUUGUAACAAAAAUAUUACGUUUGGAUUCUGGACACUAAAAGUGUGGAAAAAUGAGUUACUCUAGUGAUGAAGUGAACUUUCUUGUAUAUCGCUACCUACAGGAAUCAGGUUUUCAUCACUCUGCAUACACAUUUGGUAUUGAGUCGCAUAUAUCACAAAGCAAUAUCAAUGGUGCCCUAGUACCUCCUGCAGCUUUGUUGAGUAUCCUUCAAAAGGGUUUGGAAUACACUACAGCAGAGAUUACUUAUGGGGAAGAUGGCUCUGAAAUACGUCUUACUGAAAGUUUGAGCUUGAUUGAUGCAGUCAGUCCAGAAAUAAUUGCCGCUCGCCAAAAUGCACAUAACACACAAAAACAAGCUAUUAGAGCAGAACAGGGCACAGGAACUGAACAAAAUGGUGUUGAAGUGACAGCAUGUAACCCACCAGCGGCAACAGGGGGUGCGGCGACUCCGAGUGCUCCUGAGAAUAUGGAGGUUGAUCAGUCCAUAGAAAUACCGGCCAGCAAGGCUACAGUCCUCAGAGGCCACGAGUCUGAGGUGUUUAUUUGUGCUUGGAAUCCCAGUACUGAUCUGUUGGCAAGUGGCUCGGGUGACAGCACAGCCAGGAUCUGGGAUAUGUCUGACAAUCCUGCUACGACUCCUAAUCAGUUGGUACUGAGACACUGUAUCCAGAAAGGUGGGGCAGAGGUGCCCAGUAAUAAAGAUGUCACUUCUUUGGACUGGAAUUGUGACGGUAACCUUCUAGCAACGGGAUCAUACGACGGAUACGCCCGCAUUUGGACCACUGAUGGAACCUUGGCCUCCACAUUGGGUCAACACAAGGGACCUAUAUUUGCUCUGAAAUGGAAUAAACGCGGGAACUACAUUCUGAGUGCAGGGGUAGACAAGACGACCAUAAUAUGGGAUGCCGCGUCAGGACAGUGCACUCAGCAGUUUUCCUUCCACUCUGCUCCGGCGCUGGAUGUGGACUGGCAAACAAACACAUCCUUUGCAUCUUGUUCUACUGAUCAGUGCAUCCAUGUGUGCAGACUCCAUGUUGAUAAGCCUAUUAAAAGUUUCCAGGGACAUACUAAUGAAGUGAACGCCAUAAAGUGGGAUCCUCAAGGACAGUUACUGGCUUCCUGUUCUGAUGACAUGACUUUGAAAAUUUGGUCCAUGAAACAAGAUACUUGUGUCCAUGACUUACAAGCUCAUUCAAAAGAAAUUUAUACCAUCAAGUGGUCUCCUACCGGUCCGGGAACACAGAAUCCAAAUAUGAAUCUUAUUUUGGCCAGCGCUUCUUUCGAUUCCACUGUACGUUUGUGGGAUGUCGAAAGGGGCGUGUGUAUACACACUUUAACGAAGCACACAGAACCGGUUUACAGUGUGGCCUUUUCGCCCGAUGGCAAGUUUUUGGCCAGUGGCUCAUUUGACAAGUGUGUGCAUAUAUGGUCGACACAGACCGGUGGGCUGGUACACUCGUACAAGGGCACAGGUGGCAUAUUCGAGGUGUGCUGGAACUCGCGAGGCACCAAAGUCGGCGCUAGUGCUAGUGACGGCAGCGUGUUCGUGUUAGAUUUACGUAAGCUAUAAGGAACAACACUCAGGGCUCGUUCCACUUGACGCUCGCGUCACUCUCGGCGGCGCACGCGGCAUUAAGCAAUCUGUUUCCGAUGGUAUAAAAGAGAAAUGGGACGUAGCUACAGAUAGAUUGAAUAUUCCUAGUAUGUAAGUACUUGAUGCCAUUCUGUCUUUUGUGUAUUUUACUAGGAGUCCUGUACUUUCCAGACUAAGUACGAAAUAACAGAAACUUAACUUUUCAAUACGUUUUUACCUAUAACAUGAAAUCUUAAUAACUACUGAACUUAGCAUGGAUUAUUGGAUUUUAUUAGAUGUGUAAAUUGUACGGGUACUGGUAAUACCUUUAAUGCGGAAAUAUAAUCAACUAAAGAUGAUAGUUUCGUGAGGCGUCGAGGUCGUUUAGUGACAUGCUUCGUAUGUGGAUUAUUGGUAGGAAGGCGAAGCAAACGUCAGCAUUUAAGAGCAUUUCUCAUAACCAAGAAAGAACAUAACAUGAGAAGUUGCUUUAGGGUAUUCUUAGAUCCCGUAAUCAAAGGGUGUCAUCUUUCCUUCCUCCUCCGAGGAUUCCAUUUCACCACUGCUUUAAAAAAGUCUCGUAUCUCGCUGCUACCCAAAGUUAAAACGCAUCAUAAACCCCAAUAGUUAGAAGGUUGAAAUGUUUAGUGUGUGGCUUAUAUAUCAUUACCUACAUGACCGCUUGAAAUCAUCAAUUUAUGUGUAGUGAGGGGUGUAGACGGCGUGAUUUUUUGCCGCUUUUGUCAAGUGGAACGAGUCCUAAUCAAAGGCGAAUGUUUUAGCAUUCAAUCUGCUAUUGCAGCGAUUUAGUAAGUAGGUAUUAUGUACAGAAUUUUAAUAAAAGGCGCUAUAAACACAUGUAAUUAUCAUAAUAGUAAAGCGAGUAGGUACCAGAAAAAAGUUUUCGUUGUCAAUCAUAGAAUACUAGGUAAUUAUGAAAAUGGUAAAAAAGACAACUUGGAACAUUUAAUAUCUAAAGCUCUCAAGAGAAAAAAUCAAUUUAUAAUUCUUAGGUAUAAAAGUAUUUAGUAAGAAAAUAGGUGUAAAUAAGUAAAGUGGCAAUUGAACGUUAUUUGGCUGGAUAUCCCAACUUUUAUAGAAAAUAAACAAAAAAGUUAAAUUUAUUAAGCCAAGGUAUUCCACCUGUCUCAUUGAAGCAAAAUGUGAGACGCAAUAAACAUUGGACAAACAAAUUGGAUACCUAGUACCUAGGUGGAAUACCACCUUUAGACCUAGGGUGUAGGUAUACCCUUGGGUCAUGUGUGGCGCCAGCUUUUAAAUAGUAUGUGUGUUAUUUUUAAAGAUUCAUGCGUAAGUAUUGAAAAGAAUAUUAGCAAUAUAAACGUUGUAAACUGGCUGGCUAGCAACACGUGUCUUUGUAUGUAUUUAAAUAGUUAACGGUUGCUUCAAUUAAUGGUAAAUCAGGUACCUGCGUUGUAAGCGAAAUAUUAUGUAUGUUUCUGAACUCUGAUUCUGAUUUGAUUACGUAUAGUCUGUAGGUCUGUGCCUGUAUUCGUUACAAAUGUAGGCGGUUGUGCUAGGCGCUGUGCGCUACACUUACGGGACGGGAAAGCGAUUUUUUCGAAAGCUAGACACGUCUCUUUAAAAACAUGUUCAAGUGAUUAUGACUCGAAAUUGUCCAAUCGUGGAGAUAGCAAAAAUAUUAAAUAUUCUAUUUAAGUAAUUUUAAUUACUUAGUUACAUCGUUACUAAAUUUACGAUGCCAAAAUUAAGACAUUAUUACUGUACUUACCACAAUCAUAUGUGACGUUCCACGGCAAAAGGUACGUUAUGGCGACUGGCGGCUACGUCGCAUAGCGCCGCAAUAAUAUCGGAGCGGCGUUAAUAAUAGCGUAAGCGCCAACCGCCAUAAGGUACCUUUAUCUGGGACGUCACAUAUGGUCACUGCCUUUACCUCGGAGGAAUUUAACGUGUUUUUUUUUGUGAAAGUAUAAUCCAUUCAGCACACUAAUUUACCCUAAAAACUUUAAGGUACUGUUUUAGGUAAAUUAUGUUUUAUCCCUUUCUUGCAAAUACAUAAGUAAAAAUGAUAGAUAAAGACAAACGAUUCAAAGGUCAUUCAGGCCAGUAACGCAUUUAUGAAUAAUACCAUAAGUUUUUAUUGCAGGAAGCUCAGAUGUACAAGUUAACAAAUAUUUGUAAAGAAACUGGUAAUUUCACCUGAAUACAAAAUAUACCGGGUGUGGCCUGUAAUAUGAGCAAAAAAUUAUACUGUAGGCUAUACUCCUCAUACUGACCAACAUUUGUUCAGCGACUUUUAAAAACACCUUUGGGUUUGAUUUUUAAUACACCUUAAAGUUUAUUCUAAGACGCAAUGUAUUGCGAAUUUUGUUAUGUUUAAGGCGUGACAAGCAACGUCAAUCACGAUGAUAUGGCGUCGCAAUGGCGUCCAUUGAAGAAAAUAUUUAUUUUGUAUGAAAAAUAGAGCGUCAAAAUACUUCAUAAUUUUUCAAAGUUGUUGAACCAAAGUGUCACCGUUUGAGGAGUACAAUUUAUGUUUUAUUUAUUUGCUCUUGUUACAGGCCACACCCGGUAUAAAGCUAUUAUGCCUCCUAUUAUUUUAUCAACAUCAUUAUAUGCUGUCCUAAUUGUGACUUAAAGCUUCUGUAUCCUUAUUGCUAGAGAUGUUUGAAGAUUUCUGUAUUUGAACUCUAAAAUAUUUGUAUAAAUCUAGUUACUAAUAAUGAUGCAAUGAAAUUGUAUAAAAUAACUAGAGGUACCUACAAAAUUAUUACUACAAAAUAAACAUUUUUUAAAUAAG